Messenger RNA from Exophiala dermatitidis NIH/UT8656, 2130 nucleotides. RefSeq names its product ATP-binding cassette, subfamily D (ALD), member 2. Gene Ontology annotation, molecular function: ATP binding; ABC-type transporter activity; ATP hydrolysis activity. The coding region runs from base 1 to 2130 and encodes 709 amino acids. Gene Ontology annotation, biological process: very long-chain fatty acid catabolic process; long-chain fatty acid import into peroxisome; peroxisome organization. The transcript has a single exon. NCBI's taxonomy places the organism in Eukaryota, Fungi, Ascomycota, Eurotiomycetes, Chaetothyriales, Herpotrichiellaceae. The record is from RefSeq and is a predicted model, not a curated record. Gene Ontology annotation, cellular component: peroxisomal membrane.
AUGGCAGUCCAGUCCAAGUUGCUGCCUCCCGGGCGCAGCGUCAAACAGAUCAUCUCCGAAUUGACCUCCCUCUAUCUCAGGCACCGGACCAAGAUAUCCCGGACCGUUUUCAUUACCCUUGUAGUCGCCUUGAUCCAUCGAAUUCACAAUGCUAUCUCCGAACAGAAAGCCGCCGCUCGCAGACAAGCGGAGAUCCGAGCCCAACAGUCCGCCACAAUAGGAGACGCCGAUGCGGCCAGUCAAGAACACAAGAAGAAGAGGGUGGAAAUCAACAGAGAGUUUUUCCGAAAUCUUCUUCGGCUGCUGAAAAUCGUUAUACCGGGAUGGCGCAGCAAGGAGUUGCGUCUGCUUGUCAGUCAUAGCGUGUUUCUGGUUCUCCGAACCCUCCUGUCGCUCUAUGUGGCCGAACUCGAUGGCAAAGUCGUCUCUGCGUUGGUCAAGGGACGGGGCCGAGACUUUGUGCUUGGACUUGUAUGGUGGAUGCUGGUGGCCGUUCCUGCGACAUUCACCAAUUCCAUGCUCCAAUACCACCAAACCAGGCUCGCCCUGGCCUACCGGACACGCUUGACGAACCACAUCCACGAGAAGUACCUGAACAACAUGACAUUCUACGCACUGUCGGCUUUGGACGACCGAAUAAAGAACCCCGAUCAACUCAUCACCGUCGAUGUGGCACGGUUCAGCAACUCCCUUGCUGAGCUAUACUCGAAUCUGGCCAAACCUAUCCUCGAUAUGGUGAUCUACAAUUACUCUCUGUCCAAAUCCGUGGGUGGUGAGGGCCUCUUCGCAAUGGCGCUGCUGGUUCAGGUAUCGGCCAACGUCAUGCGCGCACUCACACCGCCCUUUGGCAAAUAUGUCGCGGACGAGGCGAGAUUGGAAGGUGAAUUUCGCUUCCAGCACACCCGAUUGAUUGAUUAUAGCGAAGAAGUGGCAUUGUACUUCGGACACGAGGCCGAGAAGGAUGGCUUGGACAAGGGCUAUUUCACCUUGAUCAAGCAUGUCAAUCGGAUACUGCGGCGGAGGUUCUACCAUGGCCUCAUGGAGGACUUUGUUAUCAAAUACUUCUGGGGCGCUCUCGGGCUUAUUUUAUGCUCGCUUCCAGUCUUCUUCAAGAUCCCGGGCCAGAGUCUGCAAGCUGCCGGUGAUCACACUGAAAGCUUUGUCAAGAAUCGGCGGAUGUUGCUCAGCAGCUCUGAUGCGUUCGGCCGCAUUAUGUUCUCCUACAAGGAAAUCACCGAGCUGGCAGGCUACACUUCCAGAGUUGCUGGACUGCUGGAUGUCAUGGACGAGGUCUCUGCCGGCCAUUUUGAGAAGAAGCUGGUAAGCUCUGCAAGUACCGAGGAGAAUGCCGAAGUCUUGAAAGGUCGUGGGACCAUUGAAGAGAGUGAGAACAUUGAGUUUACCGACGUCCCCAUCGUCAGCCCCAAUGGUGACGUGCUUGUCAAGAAGUUGACCUUCCGCAUCAGACCGGGAGACCACCUUCUCAUCGUGGGUCCUAAUGGAUGUGGCAAGUCGAGCUUAUUCCGGAUUUUGGGAGGUCUCUGGCCUGUUUAUGGCGGGACAGUGAAGAAACCCAGUUUUGAGGACAUCUUCUACAUCCCACAACGGCCCUACCUCAGUCGCGGUACACUAAGAGAUCAGAUCAUCUAUCCUGACACUCUCUACGAGUUCCGGGCGAAGAACGGCUCGGAAGAAGAGUUGAAGCAGAUCCUGGAGGUUCUGGAAAUCGAGUCUGUCCUCAAUCGACCCAACGGCUGGGAUGCUGUCGAGGAAUGGAGAGACGUUUUCUCUGGCGGUCUGCAGCAGCGGAUCGCGAUGGCGCGGCUAUUCUACCAUAAGCCCAAGUAUGCCAUCUUGGAUGAAUGCACCAGCUCGGUCACUUUGGAAAUGGAGCGCAAGAUGUAUGAGACUGCCAAGAGUCUUGGGACCACCCUGAUGACCGUUUCGCAUCGCCGCAGCUUGUGGAAGUACCAUAGCAUGAUCCUACAGUUUGAUGGUGAGGGAAACUAUGUCUUUAGCAAGCUCGAUGCGGAGAGGAGGAUCAAGCUGGAGGAUGAGAAGGAAGAGCUCGAUGCUCUGCUCCGUGGGGUCGAAGGAUGGAAGGCCAGGCUCGCCGAACUGGAAGGCUGA